AGGAGGAGUGGAAAUGUGCUUCUGGACAAGGCUCUCGGGACCCUGCCUGCCAUUGCUCCUUCUCCUCAGCCUUGUGCCCUCUGCUGAGACACAGAAACCCUCCGCCCGGGACAGCGGCGGCGCUUGGAGUCCUGGCCAGCUGACAGCAGUCCUCCGCGUCCUCUCUGCUGGCGACCACCCGCCCCUGAACCACUCCAGAAGCCUCAUCAAAACGUUGUUGGAGAAAACUGGCUGCCCACGCAGGACAAAUGGACUGCGAGGAGGCUGCAACCUGUGCUUUGAACCAGAUGCCCUGCUGCUAAUUGCUGGAGGAAAUUUCGAAGAUCAGCUCAGAGAGGAGGUGAUUCAGAGAGUUUCCCUUCUCCUCCUCUAUUACAUUAUUCACCAGGAGGAGAUCUGUUCUUCAAAGCUCAACAUGAGCAAUAAGGAGUAUAAGUUUUACCUGCACAGCCUCCUCAGCCUGAGGCAGGAUGAAGACUCCUAUUUCCUGUCUCAGAACGAGACAGAAGAUAUCUUGGCUCUCACCAGGCAGCACUUUGACACUUCUGGAAGCCAGUGUAUGGAAACCAAAAUGCUGCAGAAAAAGUCUGGGAUACUAAGCAGUGACGGUGCUGAUGAAAAUACGCUUCCUCAGUUGGCAGCAACAAUCAUUGCUUUGUCUCUUCAAGGUGUAUGUCUGGGGCAAAGCAACUUACCUUCCCCAGACUAUUUUACAGAAUAUAUUUUCGGUUCCUUGAACAGUACAAAUACUCUUCACCUAUCAGAACUAGACCAACUCCUAAACACUCUCUGGACCAAAGUUACCUGUAACAGAAAAGAUCAAGUCCAUCAGCUUCAAAGGAAAAAAAACAACGUAACAAUUCAUGAUGGGAGUUACCCUAAUCUAUCUGUAUCCAUGAACCAAGAGUCAGUGGAUGGUCCAAUUUCCUGGGAUCAGACUUGCUUCUCUGCCGGGCAACUCGUGGAGAUAUUUCUACAGAAUAGCCUUUCACCUAUUUCUAAGGAGGACUUUAAGCAAAUGAGUCCAGGAAUCAUCCAGCAAUUGCUCAGCUGCUCUUGCCAGCUGCCCAAGGACCAGCAAGCAAACCUUCCGCCGACCACUCUGGAGAAAUACGGCUACAGCACGGUGGCUGUGGCCCUGCUCACGCUGGGCUCCAUGCUCGGGACAGCGCUGAUCCUCUUCCACAGCUGCGGGGAGAACUACAGGCUCAUCCUGCAGCUCUUUGUGGGCCUGGCUGUUGGGACACUCUCUGGGGAUGCUCUGCUCCACCUUAUCCCUCAGGUUCUUGGUUUACAUAAGCAGGAAGCCUCAGAGUCUGGGCAUUUCCAUGAAAGCAAAGGUCACAUUUGGAAACUGUUGGGACUAAUUGGAGGCAUCCAUGGAUUUUUCUUGAUAGAAAAAUGUUUUAUUCUUCUUGUAUCACCAAAUGUCAAGCAGAGCGAGCCGUUGGUUAAUGGGCACGUGGGACAUUCCCACCACCUGGCACUCAACUCUGAAUUAAGUGACCAGUCGGGCAGAGGCAAGUCUGCUUCAACUAUCCCGUUGAAAGGCCCAGAGGAAUCCCAGGCAGCUGAAAUUCCUAUAGGCGGUAUGACAGCCUCCAACAGAAAAUGCAAACCCAUGAGCUCGUUAGCAAUAAUGAUACUGGUGGGGGACUGCCUGCAUAAUUUUGCAGAUGGCCUCGUGAUAGGAGCAGCCUUCUCGUCUUCAUCAGAGUCUGGAAUAACCACGACAAUUGCUAUCUUGUGUCAUGAAAUUCCACAUGAAAUGGGAGACUUUGCUGUGCUCCUAAGCUCUGGGCUUCCUAUUAAAGUUGCCAUCCUGAUGAAUUUUAUAAGUGCUCUAACUGCCUUCAUAGGACUGUACGUUGGCCUCUCAGUAUCAACUGAUCCUUGUGUUCAAAAUUGGAUCCUGACAGUUACUGCUGGGAUGUUCUUAUACUUGUCCUUGGUGGAAAUGCUUCCUGAAAUGACUCAUGUUCAAACACGGCGACCCUGGUUGAUGUUUCUCCUGCAGAAUUUUGGAUUGACCCUAGGUUGGCUUUCUCUGUUACUCUUGGCUAUAUAUGAACAAAAUAUUAAAAUAUAAGUUAAAAGCCUCAAAAUCCUUCAAAAAUGAAUUUAUAUGGUCUCAUUUUUGUUCCCUUUGUUGUGCUC
Myotis lucifugus (little brown bat) is the source of this 2157-nucleotide messenger RNA. RefSeq names its product solute carrier family 39 member 12 (gene SLC39A12). Bases 14 to 2089 code for a protein of 691 amino acids. The transcript has 12 exons. Gene Ontology annotation, biological process: intracellular zinc ion homeostasis; zinc ion import across plasma membrane. The record is from RefSeq and is a predicted model, not a curated record. NCBI's taxonomy places the organism in Eukaryota, Metazoa, Chordata, Mammalia, Chiroptera, Vespertilionidae. Gene Ontology annotation, cellular component: membrane. Gene Ontology annotation, molecular function: zinc ion transmembrane transporter activity.